AUGUGUCUGCUCGGAUCUCAGGGUGUGCAGAAGCAAAGAGCUGUACGAGUCGUCCUUGCCUUAGUGAUGGCAUUUUUCAUCACCUGGACACCCUACAACAUCACCCUGCUGGUGGACACUGUCUACACCAACCAAAGCAUCAACAAUAGCAUAGCCUGUGAGACCACCACAGCACUGGACAUUGCCAUAACUGCCACCUCCACUCUGGGCUACAUGCACUGCUGUGUGAACCCGGUGCUCUAUGCAUUUGUUGGAGUGAAGUUUAGGCGCCAUCUUCUGGACUUGAUAAAGCCGUUCAGAUACAGGCUGCAGACCCGCGUGGAUACAGUGUCUCGCAAGAGCUCUGUGUGGUCUGCAGACACAUCACAAACCUCAGCUUUCUGAUGGAGCAAUACACACUCUCCUGAAGCCAAUUUGGAUUCAUGCAUCUAGAGGUUUGAACACCACAAAAUAUCGAGAAGAAAUAUUAGCUGAAUAUUCUCCGAAAAGUAGGGUCCAAAAGUCUUGAGUCUGCUACCCAGGAAAAGUUUUUAGUAUUCAAACCUAAAACUUUGUUGUGAAAUUAUUUUCUUCAAACAAGAUUACAUUGUUCUAUAUUACGUAAAUCAGAAGAGUUAACUAAAAACUAACAAUAACAAUAACAAACUAGUAAACACCCAUACGAAUUGAGUUUUAUGAUCAGUUAACAGUGUGUCUGAAUUGGACGUGUUAUCAUUUGAAUGAAGCACACAAGAAUUUUAAUAACUGAAACAUAUGAUGUGUGAA
Pangasianodon hypophthalmus (striped catfish) is the source of this 765-nucleotide messenger RNA. Its product is annotated as C-X-C chemokine receptor type 3-like. Lineage: Eukaryota; Metazoa; Chordata; Actinopteri; Siluriformes; Pangasiidae. The record is from RefSeq and is a predicted model, not a curated record. The transcript is spliced from 2 exons. Gene Ontology annotation, biological process: G protein-coupled receptor signaling pathway; immune response. Gene Ontology annotation, molecular function: G protein-coupled receptor activity. Gene Ontology annotation, cellular component: membrane. The coding region runs from base 1 to 384 and encodes 127 amino acids.